This is a messenger RNA of Mangifera indica (mango), 1895 nucleotides long. Its product is annotated as disease resistance-like protein DSC1. Bases 544 to 1701 code for a protein of 385 amino acids. Gene Ontology annotation, biological process: defense response. The transcript is spliced from 3 exons. Gene Ontology annotation, molecular function: protein binding. The record is from RefSeq and is a predicted model, not a curated record. NCBI's taxonomy places the organism in Eukaryota, Viridiplantae, Streptophyta, Magnoliopsida, Sapindales, Anacardiaceae.
GGGUUGCCUGAGGAUGAAGCUCUCCAACUUUUUAGUCGGUACGCUUUUAAGCAAAGUAAUCCUAACAAAGAUUAUGAUGACCUAUCAAAAAGGGUUGUCAAAUAUGUUGAAGGUGUUCCAUUAGCUCUUAAAGUGUUGGGCUGUCAUUUACUUGGUAAGUCAAAACAAAUUUGGGAAAGUGCAAUAAAUAGAUUAGAAAUAAUUCCUCAUAAGGAUAUUCACAAUGUACUAAAAGUAUGUUAUGAGGGACUGAGUGAUUAUGAACAAAAUAUGUUUCUAGAUAUUGCAUGUUUCCUUAAGUUGGAGAAUAUAGAAUUUGUGAUGGACUUCUUGAAUGCUUAUUACUUGGAGGCUGAAAUUGAAGUAAGUGCUCUCAAAGACAAUUGUCUCAUGAACAUAUCAAGAGAUAAUAAGGUAACAAUGCACACUUUGCUUCAAGAUAUGGGAAGGGAAAUUGUUUGACAAGAAUCCCCAAGAAAUCCUGGUACACGUAGCCGUUUAUGGUACCAUAGAGAUAUUGAUAGUGUAUUGAAGGAAAACAAGAUGUCUAAUGCAAUCGAAGGCAUAUGUUUAGACAUGUCUCAGCAAGUAGAGGACAUAUACUUACAACCUUCUUCUUUAGGAGUGAUGAAUCAACUGAGAUUCUUUAAACUACAUAACUCAGUGGAUAAUAUCAAUAAGGUGUAUGUUUCCCACAGGCUUAGUUCUAUUUCCUCUGAGCUACGAUACGUAUGCUGGUAUGGAUGUCCAUUGGAAUCAUUGCAGCCAAAUUUUCUGUCAAAGAACCUUGUUGCACUUGACAUGCCUCAUAGCCAUAUUGAUCAACUUCGGUCAAGUGUUCAGCUUGUUAAUUUGAAACGUAUUGAUCUAAGUUUUUCUAAACGUCUGAGAAGCCAAGAUCUCUCAUUGACUCCAAAUGUUAAAAUUUUGGUUCUGGAAGGUUGUACAAGUUUACAUGAGAUUUCCUCGUCCAUUCUCGGUUGCAAAUAUGAGCUUCAUAUGUUAAAUCUAAGGCACUGCAGAAGCCGUGAGAGUCUUCCAACAGACAUUCAUGUAGCAUCUUUCGAAAAAGUUAUCUUAUCUGGAUGUUUGAAACUCAAGCAGUUUCCACAGGCCUUGUGGGAUAUGAAAGAGAUAUAUUUAGAGGAAACUGCAAUCGAGGAUUUGCCCUCAUCAAUAGAGAAUUUAUCCAGACUAGUUAUAUUAAAUCUUAAGGACUGCUCAAUGCUUCAGGGGCUCCCAAGCAAUAUCUACCAGUUGAAAUCUCUUCAGUAUCUCAGUCUGUCGGGGUGUUUAAAACUUGAUGGAUUGCCUGAUAAAUUGGGAACUUUAGAAGCUUUGAGGGUGCUUAAAGCAGAGAGGGUAGCUACAAGAGAAGUACCAACAUCAAUUCUAAAUUUAAGAUGUCUAGAAGAGUUAGAUCUGACCAACUGUAGUAUUGUGAAGUUGCCGAACAAUCUUGGUCAGUUAUCAUCGCUAAAAAGUUUACUUCUUGGCAGAAACUUCUUUAACAGCAUUCCAGAAGGUAUAGAACACUUGUCUGAAUUAUCUUAUCUUGAUGUAAGCUAUUGCGAGAGGCUUCAAGUCCUGCCAAAGCUUCCAAGCAAAUUGGACAAUAUAAAUGCAAACAAUUGCGUUGGAAGAACCACUAAGUUUACGAGAUCUUCUGAAAAGAGAUUUUUCUCCCAGCAUAAGAUUUAACUUCAGCAAUUGUUUCAAACUGAAUCAAAAUUCUUGCAGUAAAAUUAUGAGACAAUUUCAAAUGUCAGCGAAUCUUCAAAUUUCAAGGGUAUGUAUGGUUGGGAACAACUAAAAGGUCUCCACACUCUUCCUUAUUUCUUAUAAUUUCCAUUACUGGUUAACUUCAAUUUAUUUAUUUAUUUUUUUACAGGGAU